Messenger RNA from Porites lobata, 522 nucleotides. The record is from the annotation of a GenBank genome assembly. Lineage: Eukaryota; Metazoa; Cnidaria; Anthozoa; Scleractinia; Poritidae.
AUGGCCAUGUUAAAAAACUUCUAUCCACAGUCAAGAUUUCUUACUCCCAAACUUUCACAUCAGCUACAAGCAAGCCCAUCAUUGCAAUCCAGACCAGCAAGUCCACUUUCUCAAUCGUUUCAGGAAGGAGCAACCUCGUCCAAAUCAACAAAAGUGACCGAUGGUAAGCGCCGAAGCAGAAUCGUUUGGGCUACAAAGGAAACUCAGAUUUUACUGGAAAUCUGCGGCACAAAAUAUGCAGAAAUUAAAAGUGCAUCCACCUCGCAGAAGAGAAAAAUAUGGGAACAGAUUUCUUGCGAGUUUGUAAUUGCCUGCAGGAGGGAGAAUAUAUCACAAAUCCAGCAGAAGUCUGGGGAACAACUUAGAAAAUGAGUCACUAACUUGGAGUACGAAUAUCGUCAAAUCAGGACAAGAAUGGACAGUACUGGAGAAGAAGGCGCUAAGAAAAUUAUGGGAACCUUCGAAUUUUUUCACUCUCUGGAUAAGUCCUUGGAUCGAGGCAUGGAGAUAAUCCUGCUUUGA